Molecule: messenger RNA, 795 nt
Organism: Saccoglossus kowalevskii
Lineage: Eukaryota; Metazoa; Hemichordata; Enteropneusta; Harrimaniidae
Source: RefSeq, a predicted model, not a curated record
CGAAGAUUAAGGCAUUCCCAUCCACUCCAGAGCCUAACUUGACGCACGACUUUACUGCAGGUGACAGUCUUACAAGUGCAACGACGAUGGAAACCAGAAUAUUUAGAUGAUGUCUCACUCAUCCAUGAAUGAAUCAACACCACUUCUGUCCAAUGAGACGGCAUUGCAGCCUCUGGUCGUAGCGUAUCCUCCAAACACACCGCCACCGCCUUAUACCGCCAUCGAUGAGGACUGUAUAUUAACCUAUUCAGAUCCACCUUCUUAUGAAAGUGCUAUAGGAGCGGGAGCAAAUACUGAUGAAGACAUUUACGAUGAUGAAGAAAGUGUUUAUGAGAACAGAACAUGUUGUGGUGGGUGUUACGGCUGUCACAUGAGACAAACAAGCGAGUGGGGAGCUGCGGAAAUCACCCUAUUCAUCCUACUCCUUGUUGUGUUUGGACCGUUUGCAUUAUUGUUUCUAUUGAAUUCGUAAUACCAUGUACUAGAUUUGUAAACAUCAGCAAUGCUGUAGAUUUCAUUGCGAGGUAAACCAUAAUGAGUGGCAGAAAAGGAUACUGGCUCCGCUGGUAUCCAAAAGAGAAGAGAAGUGGGAAUAUUUCAAUUCCAGUGGUACAUGUACAGCUCCCACCUAUAGCUCGAGAGUAAUGCUGGUUUCACCAAAAUUGCAAAUUAAGCUUGAGGCACGUUUCAAUGCAAGCUAUUCCAAGUUUUGCGGUUUUAGCAAAUGCCAUGUUCAUAGAAACAUUGUAUAUCUACUUAUUUUUUUAUUACUGUACAUAAAAUUAUGUAUUCUCA